Messenger RNA from Rhinocladiella mackenziei CBS 650.93, 354 nucleotides. RefSeq lists its product as uncharacterized. The transcript has a single exon. The record is from RefSeq and is a predicted model, not a curated record. Lineage: Eukaryota; Fungi; Ascomycota; Eurotiomycetes; Chaetothyriales; Herpotrichiellaceae. The coding region runs from base 1 to 354 and encodes 117 amino acids.
AUGGCGCCCUGGAUCCUCGCUAUCCUCUACGACAUCCUCUACUACAUCUGCCGGCGGAUCUGGCACGAAGUCCCCAUCUGGGGCGGCCGAGCGAGAGGAGAACGAAGACCUCGUGCUCCGAGUUUCCGGGAUCGGACUCGACGCAUGAGUUUCGCUAAUAUCGUUAGUGGGGGCAGUGUUCCGUCAACUCUAGCGUCGAAUAAUAGGGAUCAGAAUCGGGAUCGGGAAGAGCAGAAUACAGGUACAAGUCGAAGAAGGCAGGAUACUGGUGCGAUAUCCUCAAGGAGGUCGCACAUGAGCCAUCAUAAGACGUUAAGUGAGGAAAGUAUACAAGAGGAGAAAGAGGAGGAAUGA